AUGUCGCUCGUCAUUCCGCUCAUUCCAAAGUUCUUCUACCUCACCGCAGACCUGCAGUUCACCGCCAGUCUCAACGCCUACCUCGAUCUGUGUGAGUCCAAGUGGCCGUCCAUUCGCUCGGCGGCCAUUGCUCGGCUGCCCGGCUUUAUCUCGCACAGCUCGGCGAGCAGUCUCUCGCUUCUGCCCGAAGGCCGCGAGCUGCCGUCGGUCAUGGUCUCCAUCCUGCUCCAGCUGAUGCUCUCCGAGCUGCCUGCGGAGAUUGCGGCGGUCGACGCUGCGCUUGCGGAUCUGGUCACGGUUGCGCCGGUCCAGGCGACGACUGCCAUUGCGACGGCGAUGGCGCUGGAUGCGGCGACUCCGCUGCCAGCACCGCACGUGGAACGGGCGACGGCGGCGGUGGCGGCGGGUCUUGCGGCUGUGACCCGCGAGACUGUUGUGUCGCUCCUUGCGCCGCGGCCGGACCCGUGGUCGGCUGCCCUCCACGUGGUCGAUCCGUUGCUUGCGGAGCUCGAUCCGAGCGGCUCGGGCCCGCUGCUGAGUGUCGAGUCAGUGGGUGCAGUACUCGACGCGGUCGCUGCCGGCCUGCCGGCCGCCUUUGAGCCGCGGCACCGGGUGCGUGCGCUGCUUGCGCAGGCGCUCGGACAGGCUACCGCCCAGCCUGCCGCCCAGUCUGCCAACGUACGAUCGCUGCUCCUGGCGGCGCUGGAGGCGACGUCUGGCCCGCGCCCGCGGCUGUCGACCGUGGGCGCAGUAGCGACGUGCCUCACCGCGGCGCUUGCGGCCGAUCCCGCCUCGGCCGGCGACUGGCUCGGCCUCGCUCAGCAGGCCGCUGACGCUGCCGCCGCCUGCCCGCCGCCGCCUCCCUCGGCUGCCGCUGCUUGUCUGGGCAAGCUGCGCACAGCGCUUGACGCCGCGGCGGCGCCGGCCUCCGGCGAUGUCGAGUGGCGGGUGGUCGAGACGUUGGUGUACGCAUACGCGCACGUGGCCCAGGCUGGUGGCCCUCGGUCCGACGAGGCCGCGGCGUGGGAGGCCGCGACGCUUGCGCCGCUCGAGACCAACGCCGCCGCGUACACUGUGAGCGUCAAGGCCAAGCUCGAGCGGCUGUCGGCGGCGCUGGUGGCCGAGCCAGUGUCGCGGGUGGCGCGAGCGCAGCUGCAGCAGACCUCGAGUCUGCUGGUCGACGCGCUGGCGGUACUCGACCGGGUUGCCUGCAUUCUCGCCCGCAUCCUCGCGCCGUCGCGGCCAGAGGAGCAAUAUCUCACGGUCGGUGCCAACGUGGCGCCAUCGUGGGCUCCGCCCGUUCCGCCGGCGCCGCCACCGGCGUCGGCCAAGCGCCUGCGCGACGAGGCAGCGCCAAGUGCCGGCCCGCUCCCGCGGCUCACCGCCGACUCGCCGCGGCUCAAGCGGCCCAAGCCGCUGGGCAACGGCAAGCCAGCAGCCAAGCCCAAGACCCGGCUCCCGGUCAAGUCGCGGCUCUCUGUCAAGGCACGGCUGGGUUAA
Molecule: messenger RNA, 1500 nt
Organism: Thecamonas trahens ATCC 50062
Lineage: Eukaryota; Apusomonadida; Apusomonadidae
Exons: 1
Coding region: 1-1500 (499 amino acids)
Source: RefSeq, a predicted model, not a curated record